UCUGCCUCUCUCCCGCAACCGUCUUACUUUUGUUAUUCAGGAGUCUACGUCUCCUCCAUUCAUUGCAUUUUCUCUUUGUCAAGACUCUCCACUCAUCGCCUAUCACUCCUUCUCGCUUGUCCUCGCGCUGCUGGUACCUUUGAGUGAUUGCCAUUAUGGCGGACUACAACUAUGGAGGUUCCGAGGAGGAGAACGCCGAGUUGAGAAAGCUUGAGACCGAACUUGCCGACGACCCUGACUACUUCGAGACGUGGGAGAAGCUUGUUCGCGCUGCCGAGGCGCUGGAGGGUGGAAUCAAUCGCAACUCCAAUCCGCAGGCCAUAACAACUGUCAGAAACGUCUUCGAUCGGUUUUUGGCUAAAUUUCCCUUGUUGUUCGGAUACUGGAAGAAAUAUGCCGACCUGGAGUUCUCCAUCACUGGUACAGAAGCAGCGGACAUGGUCUAUGAACGGGGAGUUGCUAGCAUCUCAUCGUCCGUUGACCUUUGGACCAACUACUGCUCCUUCAAGGCGGAGACUUCCCAUGAUCCCGACAUCAUUCGAGAGUUAUUCGAGCGAGGAGCGAGCAGCGUUGGAUUAGAUUUCCUGGCGCAUCCCUUCUGGGACAAAUAUAUCGAAUUCGAAGAACGAGUCGAAGCUCCUGAAAAGAUCUUUGCCAUUCUUGGCCGCGUUAUCCACAUUCCAAUGCAUCAAUAUGCUCGUUACUUCGAAAGAUAUCGCCAACUUGCACAAUCUCGUUCGUUAUCAGAAUUGGCGCCUGCGGAGACUCUGUCUCAAUUCCGCGCCGAGCUUGAAGCGGCCGCUGGCCAGAUACCCCCGGGCGCAAAGGCAGAAGCAGAAAUCGAGAGGGAUCUCCGGCUCCGUGUCGACGCUUACCACCUUGAAAUUUUCUCAAAGACACAGACAGAGACUACCAAGCGAUGGACCUACGAGUCGGAGAUUAAGCGCCCAUAUUUCCAUGUCACAGAGCUGGACGAGGGUCAGCUAACCAACUGGAAGAAGUAUCUCGAUUUUGAAGAGGCAGAGGGAUCAUAUCCUCGAAUUCAGUUCUUAUACGAGCGUUGUCUCGUGACAUGCGCUCAUUACGACGAGUUCUGGCAACGCUAUGCUAGAUGGAUGUCUGCCCAGCCUGGCAAGGAGGAAGAGGUGCGGAAUAUCUAUCAACGUGCAAGCUGCCUCUAUGUUCCAAUUGCAAACCCCGCGACGCGCCUCCAAUACGCAUAUUUCGAAGAGAUGAGCGGCCGGGUGGACGUUGCUAAGGAUAUCCACGAUGCGAUCCUUGCCACCCUACCGAACCAUGUGGAGACUAUUAUCUCCUUGGCGAACAUGUGUCGUCGUCAUGGUGGUCUUGAGGCAGCGAUUGAAGUGUACAAGAAUCAGUUGGAUUCACCUCAGUGCGACCUGGCUACCAAGGCUGCGCUUGUUGCUGAGUGGGCUCGCCUCCUGUGGAAGAUCAAGGGCUCAGCCGAGGAUGCGCGUCAAGUCUUCCAGAAGAAUCAGCAGUACUACCUGGACAGCCGUCCAUUCUGGAACAGCUAUCUCAUAUUUGAGUUAGACCAGCCCACGAGUGCUGCCACUGAGAGCGUUCAAUACGAACGUAUCAAGCAGGUGGUUGAUGACAUCCGUUCUAAGAGUGCCCUUUCACCCGACGUUGUGAGGGACCUCGUUCAGAUCUAUAUGGUCUACUUGCUUGAACGGGGAACCAAGGACGCAGCGAAGGAGUACAUGACUCUUGAUCGCGAAGUCCAUGGUCCCGCCUCUGUGGCUCAUACCAAGACUGGAGGCGCAGUGCAAGCCCCGCAGAACGGCAGUCAGGCGGCACCUGUGGCGCCUGUUGUGGACCCAACAGUCGCUGCCGCCGCCGCCGCUGCUGCUCCGCAAACCAGCCCAUAUCCUUACUAUCAACAGACUCCAGUCAAUGGUGGUUUCCCCGCAACCAUCAUGGAUGGCAUCAUUUCAAACGGCUCCCCGGGUGCGCCUGUUACCCAGCCCCCUCCUGAACCCUUAGAAAGACCUCCUACACCACCACCUCCGCCUCCCCCAGAAUAUUCCGCCGCCCCUCCUCCGCCCCCGGACACUUCCGUGCCGCCACCACCGCCGGAAGAUGCUCCUCCAGCUCCCCCUCCAGAGAAGAACAAGAAGGUAGGGUGGGGCGCGAAACGCCCAGCAGUGACGCCGUUGAGUGUAGAGGAACUUGUGCGGAAGAAGAGAGAGGCAGAUGCCGCAGCGGCCAAGCCGAAAUUCUUGUCCAAAGCUGAGCGAGAGCGGAUUGCUCUAGAGAAGCGCGCCAAGGAGGUGGCAGCAGGGCGACGAUUGAAAUCAGAACCAUCCACCAACGGUACAGAUCGGAGCGGGACGCAAUCACCGUCAGUUUACUCCGAGACUCCCAAUGGCGAUGAAAGGUCGAUACCCACCGGUCCGCGAGCUAUGCGAAAUUCAGAAGUCCCGACUGGUCCCGCCCCGAUGCGCAACAAGAACUACGAUAUGUUGCCGCCGCCUCCGCCGAAAGCUAUGUCGUUCAGUCUAACGGAUGGGAAAGGAGACAGCAAGCGCCAGGCGGAGGAGGACGAGGCGGCGGCCCAAGCUGCCUUGAUCAAGCAGAAGUACAUGGGAACGGAGAAGACGUCGAGUUUUUCAGCGAAGAAGAAGCGCAAGAGGACGACGGAUCGAAAGUUCAAUUUCGAGUGGAAUACGGAGGAGGACACGAGCGGGGAUUAUAACCCGUUGUAUCAGCAGCGACAUGAAGCCAACUUCUACGGGCGUGGCCGGUUGGCUGGUUUCGGAGACGAUGUGGCCGAUACAUUAGCGCAGAAGUAUGCCAGGGCUUUGGAAGACCGCGAUCGGGAAGCUGGAAGCAUCAGAGCCCGAGAGAUAUUGGAGAUGGAGCGAAGACGAAGAGAGGAGAGUACGCGGAACCAGCUCGACAAGCACUGGAGCGAGAAGAAGUUGGAGCACAUGCGCGAGAGGGACUGGCGUAUCUUCAAAGAAGAUUUCAACAUCAGUACCAAGGGCGGCAGUGUGCCGAAUCCCAUGCGGUCAUGGGAGGAAUCUGGCCUUCCCAAGCGGCUCCUGGAGCUUGUGGACCAGGUUGGAUACAAGGAGCCCACACCGAUCCAGAGAGCUGCGAUCCCUAUUGCUCUGCAAUCACGAGAUCUCAUUGGUGUUGCCGUCACAGGUUCGGGUAAAACAGCGUCAUUCUUGCUCCCACUGCUGGUAUACAUCUCGGAGCUGCCCCGGAUUGACGAAUUCGAAUGGAGGAAGAACGACGGUCCAUACGCCAUCGUCCUAGCCCCUACUCGAGAACUGGCACAGCAGAUUGAGAUCGAAGCCAGGAAGUUCACACAACUGCUCGGGUUCAACGUCGUCAGUAUCGUCGGUGGCCACUCCUUGGAAGAACAAGCGUACAGUCUCCGAAACGGCGCGGAGAUUAUCAUCGCCACCCCCGGGCGUCUAGUCGACUGUAUCGAGCGCCGUCUCCUCGUGCUCAGCCAGUGCUGCUACGUCAUCAUGGACGAAGCCGACCGAAUGAUCGAUAUGGGCUUCGAAGAGCCCGUGAACAAAAUCCUCGACGCCCUCCCCGUCACCAACGAGAAGCCCGACACGGAAGAAGCCGAGAACUCCGCCGCCAUGAGAAGCCACCGCUACCGCCAGACAAUGAUGUACACAGCCACCAUGCCCUCGGCCGUCGAGCGCAUCGCCCGCAAAUACCUCCGCCGGCCCGCCAUCGUGACCAUCGGCAGCGCCGGCGAAGCCGUCGACACCGUUGAGCAGCGCGUCGAGAUGAUCGCCGGCGAAGACAAGCGCAAGAAGCGGCUCGCCGAGAUCCUCUCCUCGGGCGAGUUCCGGCCCCCGAUCAUCGUCUUCGUCAACAUCAAGCGCAACUGCGACGCCAUCGCCCGCGAAAUCAAACAGAUGGGCUUCUCCUCCGUUACCCUGCACGGAAGCAAGACCCAGGAACAGCGUGAAGCCGCCCUGGCCUCCGUGCGCAACGGCUCGACCAACGUCCUCGUCGCCACCGAUCUCGCCGGUCGUGGUAUCGACGUUCCCGACGUCAGUCUCGUCGUCAAUUUCAACAUGGCUCACUCCAUCGAAAGCUACACGCAUCGUAUCGGUCGUACCGGUCGUGCUGGUAAGAGCGGUGUGGCUAUCACUUUCCUCGGCAACGAGGAUGCAGACGUCAUGUACGAUCUCAAGCAGAUGCUCAUGAAGUCGCCCAUUUCCCGCGUCCCCGAAGAACUGCGCAAGCACGAAGCCGCCCAGUCCAAGCCUAACCGGGGAUUUGCGAAAAAGAGCGACGACAGUUCAGGGUUUGGGAAUAAAAGUGGGUGGCAGUAGAAUAACGUAGACCCCAUCAUGCUGUAUACCCUUAUGACUAUGUACCUAUUUGCUCAGUGAAGAGACAUUCUUACGGUGCUCCAAUAUGCGUUCUGGCCCUUCAAGGUCGGAG
This is a messenger RNA of Aspergillus novofumigatus IBT 16806, 4446 nucleotides long. Its product is annotated as dead box ATP-dependent rna helicase. Gene Ontology annotation, biological process: mRNA 5'-splice site recognition; RNA processing. Gene Ontology annotation, molecular function: ATP binding; nucleic acid binding; RNA helicase activity. Lineage: Eukaryota; Fungi; Ascomycota; Eurotiomycetes; Eurotiales; Aspergillaceae. The coding region runs from base 156 to 4334 and encodes 1392 amino acids. The record is from RefSeq and is a predicted model, not a curated record. The transcript has 7 exons. Gene Ontology annotation, cellular component: commitment complex; U2-type prespliceosome; U1 snRNP.